AUGGCCCGGCAAAAAGCUCAUGAUCCCCCACCCCGGACAAGUUCACGAAAGGGUGUCUUCUACUACAACUACAGCCACCAGUCUACAGGCAACGGUCAAAUCCCCAGCGUUGCCGCCCAGGAAAAGCCUGUCCUGCGUGGGUCGGACCUGGUGAACCUCGGAGAGACUGACUUUCAGCAAACCCAUCAGCAGUUUCGAACGCCCAAGGGCAAGGGUCUGGGCAUCAUCAACAAGUUUUACAAGCCGCAAGUACGCCCGCCGUUGGAAACUUUCGCUCUUCCACCGACUCCGGAUGAACUAAGCCCCGACGAAACGACCCUUCCAUCCAUUCCUCCCCCUCUCGAGACGCCAACACAGCCGCGAGGUCGAACGAUCACCCGCAACAACUCGACCUGGCGUCCAACUUCAGCCGUCUACUCUCACAACCCCCUCGUCACCGCCGACUUCGCAAACCUGGCGACCUACAACUAUUACGGAGCCGGCGCCGAGGGCAUCUCGCCGCCGAGCUCGCCUGAUAUUGGCACUUCUGGACAAGGACGCGAUGUCUCCCCAAUCGAUGAGCUCCCCGACAAGUCGGGCUUUGACCAGCAGCCUACGAGACAAGCCUCGACAUCCCAGCCUAAGAGCAACAUUCCCAUGAUGCGACGCCAGCGUCGACAGACUCAAGAGGCCGCUGCUGCCACUUUGAGGGAGACGAAAUCUAGGGAGCGCUUGCGAGACCGUAGCCAACAGCAGCAGGGCGUCUCAUCCGAUGCCGCCGCAGCCUACCCGGGAGGACCCAGCACCCAAACCGCCACGGGAAGGCAGGUAUUUAAGAUGGCGAAGGGUCGUGAGAUGAAGUGGGAUGCUAUGACUGGGGAACCAACUUUGGGCCCCAAGGGCUACUCGGCUCAGGUCAAACCCGCGGAAUACGCCCAAGAGUUCGGAACCCACAGCAACCCCGCUUCGAGCGCGUUGUCGAGAUUACGAAGUGCCCAGAACAAUUUUAGCGACAAGGUUAGGAGAAUACGAGGCGGCGAGUCGACCGGCCCUUCUUCUCCUUCAGGAAUCCCCACGAGAUCUGCGCCUCUCAGCCCCGAGCCUGAACCGCGUGUGCCAGAGCGGUCGCCGACAGCACCACCAGUCCAGGUAUCAGCAACAGCACGACCGCCCCGGAAUUCGAGCCUUACUGCACGGCCUGAGUGGAAGGGUGGCAGCGGCCGAGUCGCGCUUGUCGACCCUGUUCACGACACUCCACAAGACCCGCCUCUGCACAUUCCUCGGAAGAGCAGCAAACGCUCGCCAAAUGUAAGCCGAGGUGCGCGUGGUGGUCCUGGCGGCCCACUGUCGCUUUCACCUGUGAGCCCCUCGGGAUCUGAAACAUCAUUGAGUCGACCAGAUGACCCCACCACCACCACAGCCACUAGAAAGCCUAUUCCCUCUCCCUUGGCAAGCCCAGACCCCAGCAUAUCGACUCGAGCCCCUGGGAAAGACUACCCAAGCCCACCCAAUUCGGGGUCUGCCAUUCCAGGAUCUUAUGCGACGGGUCCCUCGAGCCCAAUCCAGCCAGUAACCGGAUCCCUGCCAAAUUAUCGCUUGGACUCGGCUCCCGCCACUGCCGCCCCUGCCCCUAUCCCUUCUUCUACUAUUAAUAUCGAUGCGACAAAGGCAAUUCGUAGAAAGCCUGCGACAUCGACAACGGCGGCUCCGACAACCUCCUCGCCGCCAACGGCUAGCAAUGCAGGAACAACAGCGACGAAUCGUCCUCCAGCCCACCACAAUCCCCACUUUUCGACAGCAUCGUCUGUGUACUCUCAGUUCGACCCCGCGCCGAUAAAUUACUCCAACGUUACAACGAACGUUAGCAACAUCACCGUCACGACCCAUAGCCCCGCCUCGGGCCCCGCGACCCAGCCCGCGGCGACGGUCGCCGAGGAUAAUUGGGUUCAGCCUCCUUCUCGAUUCAGCGUCACCACAUAUGCGACGUCUGCGCACACCGGAUCGCCCAGUCUGUCAAUCGACGCCGAUCGUCCUCCUAUGCCGACGCCUCCCCAGGCCUUUUCCCAGCUGCAAACCACUUCCUCGUCACCCAGCCGAAAGGACAACGUCGUCAUCACCAUGAAUCAACCAUAUAUGUCGAGUCCCUACACGACCUCAUCGCCAGAUCGAGCCAAGGCAGCUAAGCCGAUGGGACCACGCGACGCCAUCCCCAACUAUGUGCGAUCGAAUACGUGGGGCGACUCUGGCUCUUCGGUGUUCGGCAACGAUGGACGUCCGGGCUCGGUCGCCUCGACUAGCAAGGCUCUCCCUCCCGCUCCGCCAGAGGCACGCCACGGCAAUGACCGAGUAGGCUACCUCAACGCUCGUCUCGAGUCGCUUGCGAACCGACGAAUCAACAUCAACAGGAGCAUCAAGAAAAUGACGGAGAUGAUGCCGACAGACAACCUCAUGGCGAGCGAUGCCGUGCUCAAGAAGCGCGAAAUCGAGAAGAUUAAGAUCGAGGGCCUCAAGCUCGAGCUUUCCGAAGUGCAGCGCGAGGAGUAUGAGCUGGGGUUGAAACUUCACAGGGCCUACAAACGUCAAGACCGCGAGGCGGAGUUUGAACCCACGACUCUCUGGGUUCGCAGGGCUGGCUCUUAG
Molecule: messenger RNA, 2619 nt
Organism: Scedosporium apiospermum
Lineage: Eukaryota; Fungi; Ascomycota; Sordariomycetes; Microascales; Microascaceae
Exons: 3
Coding region: 1-2619 (872 amino acids)
Source: RefSeq, a predicted model, not a curated record